Molecule: messenger RNA, 675 nt
Organism: Aspergillus affinis
Lineage: Eukaryota; Fungi; Ascomycota; Eurotiomycetes; Eurotiales; Aspergillaceae
Gene: tpcF
Product: glutathione S-transferase tpcF
Exons: 1
Coding region: 1-675 (224 amino acids)
Source: RefSeq, a predicted model, not a curated record
AUGUCCGAAAUCAAACCCAUUCAGGUCUGGGGCAAAGGAGGCGCGAACCCGCCCAAAGUAGCCGCUGUGCUUGAAGAACUGGGUCUCCCCUACAGAGUGAUCACCCUUCGGCUGCCGGACGUCAAGAAACCUGCCUACCUGGCCAUCAAUCCCAACGGUCGUCUGCCCGCUAUCCACGACCCGAACACAGACCUGACGCUAUGGGAAUCCGGGGCCAUCGUCGAAUACCUGGUGGAGCGGUACGACGCCGAGCAUCGAUUGGGUUUUCCUCGGGGCUCCAACGAGGCCGCGCAGGCCAAGCAGUGGCUCUUCUUCCAGACCACGGGCCAAGGGCCGUAUUUUGGCCAAGCGGUCUGGUUCAAGAAGUACCAUCCGGACCCCGUCCCCAGCGCGGUGUCGCGGUAUGUCGGCGAGAUCAAUCGAGUGACGGGUGUCCUGGAAGGCCAUUUGGCACGACAGGUGGGCCAAGGGGGAGACGGGCCCUGGCUGGUAGGCGGGCGGUACUCCUAUGCUGAUCUGUCCUUCCUCUCCUGGCAGACUCUCGUGACCUAUGUCAUCCAACCCGAAGACGGCUAUACGGUGGAGGACUAUCCGCACGUCAAGGACUGGCUGGCCCGCAUUUCGGCCCGUCCAGCGGUGAGAAAGGCGAUGGGGGAUGUGGAGCCCCUGAAGUAA